This is a messenger RNA of Urocitellus parryii (Arctic ground squirrel), 2182 nucleotides long. RefSeq names its product transmembrane protein 175 (gene Tmem175). The record is from RefSeq and is a predicted model, not a curated record. Lineage: Eukaryota; Metazoa; Chordata; Mammalia; Rodentia; Sciuridae. Gene Ontology annotation, molecular function: potassium channel activity; proton channel activity.
CGGGCGCACAAGCUCCAGGCGUGGGCCCGCGACAGACUUCCGGCGGGGCUCGCGGGCAGCUCACACCUGAGAGAAGGAGGGCCACGGCGGCCCCGCCCAGGUCGUCACCUGCCGCGCGCCCCACAGGCCAGGCAGCCGGUCCCUCCGCGAGGCCUCGUCUCAGUGGCGGGGCGGAACGGCGCGGACGUUGGGCGCGAGUUUGGCGGCCGCUCCGCCGGACUGCGCCUCCCAGGGAAGGCCGGGCCAGCGGAAGGUCCCUGUGCCGCCCUCGAGAGGACGGAGCCGGCGGCCGCACACGCGCGUUCCUUUCCUUGGGCCGCACGGUUUUGGGGGAAACAUGAGUUAGUGGCUGCCGUUGAGAGACUGAGCUCAAGGACGCGGUUUCCCAGCUUGCGUGGGAAAGCCUGACCUGGCGGCGUCGGGCCGCAGUCCCGCGUUUUCUCAGCCCCCUGGAGCUGCCGCCUUCAGUCUGUCUACUGAUGCUCUGGCCAGGGUGAGCAGCAUCCUCUGCUGGGCUUUGGRAGGUACUGGGAGUUGACGGCUUUUGUGGCCACUGGGCAGUGGCCCCGUCAUGUCUGGGCCCCAGACUCCUGAACACACACUGGAUGCCCAGGGUGACUCAUCCCUAUGCAGGAAGGAUGAGGACAUCAGGGAAGGGACCCAGAGCUCCCACCGCAUGCUGGGUUUCAGUGACGCACUACUGUCCAUCAUCGCCACAGUCAUGAUCCUUCCUGUGACCCACACGGAGAUCUCCCCAGAGCAGCAAUUUGACAAAAGUAUACAGAGACUUCUAGCAACCAGGAUUGCUGUCUACCUGAUGACAUUUCUAAUUGUGACUGUGGCCUGGGCUGCACACACCAGAUUAUUCCAGGUUGUUGGGAAAAUAGACGAUACACUUGCCUUGCUCAACCUGGCCUGCAUGAUGACCAUCACCCUUCUGCCAUACACAUUUUCCUUAAUGGUGACGUUCCCUGAUGUGCCACUGGGCAUCUUCCUGUUUUGUGUGUGUGUGAUCGCCAUUGGAGUUGUGCAGGCACUGAUUGUGGGGUAUGCUUUCCACUUCCCACACCUGCUGAGCCCGCAGAUCCGGUGCUCCGCCCACAGGGCCCUGUCCCGAAGGCACAUCCUGCACCUUGUCCUCCGUGGUCCAGUGCUGUGCUUUCUUGCGGCCAUCUUCUCCCUCUUCUUCUUCCCUGUGUCAUACCUGCUGAUGGUGACCGUCAUCUUCCUGCCCUACAUCAGCAAGGCCACCAGUUGGUGCAAAGACAGGCUUGUGGGUCACAGGGACCCUCCCGCCCACAGUGCAGAGGUCUUCAGCUUCGACCUGCAUGAGCCCCUCAGUAAGGAACGGGUGGAAGCCUUCAGCGAUGGUGUCUAUGCCAUUGUGGCCACACUCCUCAUCCUGGACAUCUGCGAGGACAACGUCCCAGACCCCAAGACCGUGAAGGAACAGUUCCGCGGGAGCCUCGUGGCAGCCCUGGGCGCCUAUGGRCCACACUUCCUGGCAUACUUCGGCUCCUUUGCCACAGUGGGUCUGCUCUGGUUUGCACACCACUCGCUCUUCCUGCACGUCCGCAAGGCCACACAGGCCAUGGGUCUACUCAACACCCUCUCCCUGGCCUUUGUGGGUGGCCUCCCUCUGGCCUACCAGCAGACUGCAGCCUUCGCCAGGCAGCCACGAGAUGAGCUGGAGCGUGUGCGCCUCAGCUGUGCCAUUGUCUUCUUCGCCAGCAUCUUCCAGUUUGCCAUCUGGACUGCGGCCCUGCUGCGCCAGGCGGAGACGCUGCAGCCAGCUGUGCGAUUUGGUGGGCAGGAGCAUGCCUUCAUGUUUGCCAAGCUUGCGCUAUACCCCUGUGCCAGCCUGCUGGCCUUUGCAGCCACCUGCCUGCUGAGCAGAUUCAGCACAGCCAUCUUCCACAUCAUGCAGAUUGCAGUGCCCUUCGCCUUUCUGCUGCUGCGCCUCCUCGUGCGCCUGGCUCUGGCCAGCCUGCAUGGCCUACGCCACCUGCGGCCAGCACAACCCCUCCGGAGCCACGCCCCAGAGGAGGCCCAGUCCCAGCUCCUGCCUUCCUCCUGCUAGUGGAAGCUAUGCCUGCCCCGGAAGGAAGCCUUGGGGGUUGGGCCAGCAGGCCCCAUGGAGCCACAGUCUGGGUUUUGCCUCCACUGUGAAAUAUCAAGAUCU